Messenger RNA from Clarias gariepinus (North African catfish), 3408 nucleotides. RefSeq names its product F-box and leucine-rich repeat protein 7 (gene fbxl7). Gene Ontology annotation, molecular function: protein binding. NCBI's taxonomy places the organism in Eukaryota, Metazoa, Chordata, Actinopteri, Siluriformes, Clariidae. The record is from RefSeq and is a predicted model, not a curated record. The coding region runs from base 386 to 1822 and encodes 478 amino acids. The transcript has 4 exons.
CGGAUCAAGAAGUAUCUCCCAUCUGGAGUUCUUCUUUCUUUCUUUCUUUCUCUUUCUUUCUUGUAUAUAAAUAUCUCAUUUUCUUCGCACGGUUAUGAUCGCGUUUGUUCGGUAAGGAGUUACGAAUUUUGUUCCGACAUGGAGACCAAGCCGAGACUUGGAGAAUAAAGGAAGGAAAAAACGUUGGAGAAUAAAAGCGCGGAGGAAAGAAAGGGCUUUCGGAGUUUGGAGCACCGUUAUGUCCCGUUAGGAGAUUUAUUAUUAUUAUUAGAAGGAGUAAGUUUUUGGGGAGUUUAUUUCCUUCUUUUCGGUGUUCUUUUUUCUAUUUUUUUUAAUCCAUCUUUUGAUGUACAUGGGUCAUCGGUGAGCUCGCGCGCUCCGCGGGAUGGGAGCGAGCCAGGGCAAGCAGAGCGGGAGUGAAGGGAAGGGCAGUUCCAGCAUUUCCUCCGACCUGAGUUCAAGUACGGAUCAGACGUCGACCAAAGCUCCAAAGAAUGUGGCUACCAGUGAAGACUCGGACGUGAGCAUGCGCACUCUGAGCACGCCCAGUCCUGCUCUCAUCCUCCCGCGAUCUUCGCCUGCGUUCUUCAAUGGCUCCUCGUUGUCCUUCGCUCCCGAGACUGUCGGCCUCGCUUAUCCACAGCGUGGCAUGUGCCAGUCCAAAGACCAUCUUCAGGGGGCACCCAUUGACAUGCUGCCUGACCACGCCUUUCUGCAGAUCUUCGCUCAUCUGCCCACCAACCAGCUGUGUCGGUGCGCCCGGGUGUGCCGCCGAUGGUAUAACUUGGCAUGGGACCCACGGCUCUGGAGGACAGUGCGCCUGACAGGUGACGUGGCACAUGUGGACCGGGCAUUGCGGGUGCUUACGCGUCGUCUAUGUCAGGAUACACCCAACGUAUGUUUAACCGUGGAAACGGUGGUGUUGAAUGGCUGUCGCAGACUUACCGACCGUGGGCUUUACACAGUGGCGCAGUGCUGCCCCGAGCUGCGGCGCCUCGAUCUGGCCGGCUGCUACAACGUGUCCAACGAGGCUGUGUUCGAGGUGGUCUCACGAUGCCCUAACCUCGAGCACCUGGAUGUCUCAGGAUGCUCGAAGGUGACGUGCAUCAGUCUGACGCGGGAAGCGUCCAUCAAACUUUCUCCUCUACACGGCCAGCAGAUCUCAAUCCGCUACCUAGACAUGAGCGACUGCUUUGCACUUGAGGACGAGGGUCUGCACAUCAUCGCGGCUCACUGCACGCAGCUCACGCACCUGUACAUGCGCCGCUGCGUGCGCCUGACCGACGAGGGUCUGCGUUUCCUCGUCAUCUACUGCCCGGCGGUGCGCGAGCUGAGCGUUAGUGACUGCCGCUUCAUCAGUGACUUCGGUCUGCGCGAGAUUGCCAAGCUGGAGGGUCACUUGCGCUACCUGAGCAUAGCGCACUGUGGCCGGAUCACCGACGUAGGAGUGCGUUACAUCGCUAAGUACUGCUCCAGGCUACGUUAUCUGAACGCCAGAGGCUGCGAGGGCCUCACGGACCACGGCAUCGAGCACCUGGCCAAGAGCUGUCCCAAGCUCAAGAGCCUGGACAUCGGGAAGUGCCCACUGGUGUCGGAUGCCGGGCUGGAGGUCCUCGCGCUCAACUGCUUCAAUCUGAAGCGCCUGAGCCUGAAGGCAUGCGAGAGCAUCACGGGCCGCGGGCUGCAGGUGGUGGCGGCUAACUGUUUUGACCUGCAGCUGCUUAAUGUGCAGGACUGCGAUGUGUCUCUCGAUGCGCUGCGCUUCGUCAAGCGCCACUGCAAACGCUGCAUCAUUGAACACACCAACCCAGCCUUCUUCUGAAAGCCGCGAUGAAACAGACAGUCUGAUACAUCGACGAUGACAAUCUCAUAUGCAUAAUGCUAACAAGCGCUGUUUCUAUUCAUUGUUAGUGAUGCUAGCACUUUUGGGUUGUAAUUCCUGUAAGUACGGUCUGUAUACAUUAAGCAGUAUAAUAAGAUAUACUUACAAAUAAGUGCCAAAGACCAAUCCGAUCGUCUUGAUUAAUGUCGCUACAGACCUCCAAGUUCUCUGGAUUGAAUAUUUGCGUCAUUGUCUUAGCAACAAAAUUAGCUGACCGUAUUCAGACCUAAUAGAACGAGAUUAGAGUUUCCUUCAUAGCACGAACGUAGUUGAAGAUAUGUUUGGGUUUUCGAAUUCUCGGGUAGUCGAAAUUAGGUCUGUACAGUCCGCAGUACUGAAGGAAGAGCAGCUGCCUGCCAAAACCUACAUUCAAAACCAAUCACGAAAGCACUUUUAGCAAGAAAACACAUCUGAUGAUGUUAUGAGAUCCUUUAAGACACAAGGCUAAAUUCCAGAUCGCUCUCUAACCCCUGGUAAAGGGCAGUACUUGGUAAGAAUUUGGUAUGUGGAACAAGGGAUUAUACACUACAAGUAGCACCCUAGCUUUCUAUUUAAUGCUAUUUGGGAUUCAACCCUGGAAUAGUUAGUUUGCUGAAAAUAUUCUAAAGUGGAAUAAGUGGAGACAUAAAGUGAUUUAAAGGACUGUCCACCUCUGAACUGUUUAUUCUCCUCACCUUUUUGGUUACCAGUAAGAAUUUAAACCUACUUUCACCCCUGGGUGCAGGACACAGUGUGAGUAAAACCAUUUGGAUUAAUGUGCAUUAAAGGGAAUAAAUUGUGCCAUAUAAUAUUCUUUUGACUUUUUAGUUCUAGCACAAACACCGAACAGAUCUUGUCAUGUGACUACGUCUAGAGAAGGAGGAAACGGAAAUUGGGUACAUGUCGAUUUUUUUUCACGUACACUCUCGAUACAUUUUAUAUGACUGUUUUGUUUUAAACCGAGGCCUCGUGAUUUAGCGUUUAACCCUUAUUUAUGCUUCGUCUGUAUUUCCUUGUACCCCUCCCCCUACACUUGUUUACUGAUAUUACAGCCAUCGUGUACAGAAGUGUAUUUACUAGUUUGAAAAAGGGAACGAACUUUCAAGGGAACGAACAUUCAGAUUUGCAAUUUUCUUUUCGAUAUGGGAGCAAUAAUUUAAGCUAUAGAUAUAAUCAUGAAUCCGAUCCGGAAGUCUUCAGGUUUUACACUACACUCCGUAUACACACGUUGGUGUAUGCUUGCUCUGGUUAUCUAAUGAGGUAAACAUACGACGGUCUGUUAGUCGCAGAUUCAAUAUUUGGAUAUCUUCCAUGUACCAUAUUACACUUUCAUUUCACAAAAGUUGAUUUUUUUUUUAAUAUUUCUUUUUUAUAAUAAACUUUUUAUGUAACAGUUUACCAGAUGAUCGGUUGCUUCUCGACAUCCCAGCUCUUUGAACACGCAGUUCACCACAGUGCCAUUUUCACCAGGUAAUAAUGGUCAGAAUGUAUGGUUCGGCUGCGAACAUAAUGGUGAAAUAAAAAUAUCAAGCCAUAUUAAACAGAAG